AAAGAAACAGGGAAGAGAGAAAUAUAGAUUAUUAUUGAAAGUACAGUAAUGCCCCUAGAAAAACCUAUCACUCUCACUCGCAACUCAUACCCUGAACAUUCAGCAAUUAACCACCAUCUCCAUCGUUGCUUCUUCGAAGCCGCCGCCACCGCCACCACCACCACCACCGGUUCUUCCAGCGCAAAGCCUCAACCCACCUACAUCAUUUCUGAUUCUAACUAAACAAAAACUUAGCCACCGGUUUGUAUCAACCGGUCUGGCCUGAAAAAUACAAAGUAGGGAAGAAGGAACAAGCUUCAGGAGAAGCCGAAGUAGGAAAGAGUGAGUGGUACUUAAAUCCAACAUCAAAAGAGAAAAUGCUGUACAUCAUCGGUUUAGGAUUGGGUGACGAACGAGAUAUCACACUCAAAGGUUUAGAAGCAAUUCAGAAAUCGGACAAAGUUUACAUGGAAGCUUACACUUCCCUUCUCUCCUUUGGUCUCUCCUCAGAUGGCCUUUCCAAUCUCGAAAAACUAUACGGUAAACCCAUAAUUCUUGCUGAUAGAGAAAUGGUAGAAGAAAAAGCCGGCGAUAUUCUCUCCGAAGCUCAACAUUCUCAUGUUGCUUUUCUUGUUGUUGGUGACCCUUUUGGAGCUACAACUCACUCUGACCUUGUUGUUCGAGCAAAGACGAUGGGAAUUGAGGUUAAUGUAGUGCACAAUGCAUCGGUUAUGAAUGCAAUUGGGAUUUGUGGUUUGCAGUUAUAUCAUUAUGGAGAGACUGUUUCAAUACCAUUCUUUACUGAGACAUGGAGACCUGAUAGCUUCUAUGAAAAGAUUCAACAAAAUAAAAAUAUGGGACUUCACACACUUUGCUUGUUAGAUAUUCGCGUGAAGGAGCCCACACUGGAAUCUUUGUGCAGAGGAAGAAAAGACUAUGAACCACCAAGAUACAUGACUAUAAACACAGCCAUUGAUCAGUUAUUGGAGAUUUCACAAGCACGUGACGAACCCGCCUACACCGAAGAUACCGAGUGUGUUGGGUUUGCUCGGUUGGGAAGUGAAGAUCAGAUGAUAGUAGCCGGAAAAAUGAAGCAGUUACAGUUGAUUGAUUUUGGAGCACCUUUGCAUUGCCUAGUCAUAACAGGCAAGACCCAUCCCUUGGAGGAAGAAAUGCUGGAUUUUUACAGAUGCAGAACUUAGUUACAACACCAACACCAAAGCUUGUUUUUGCAAAACAUUUUUGUUACCAAACAGAGCCUAAAGUUAUUAUCUUUACUAAAUUAAUAGCGUGUAGUUCUUCGCAAACUUGGCAACGAUGCGUUCCCGCGCCAGGAACCUCUCUCAUCCUCUAACGCUUUGCCCAUUUUGUUUUUGUUGGGCUCCUUUUUGGCAUAUUCUGCAGCAGAAGAGAUGAGUUUUUGUUAGAGAAGCAGAAUUUAAAUUUUUACUAUUUGUGGAACCUAUACGAAUAGGUUUGUAAUUUUAAUCUUUUGCAGAUCAUUUUAUGGGAUAUAUUGUGUAACAUUUCAUGUUAAUUAAGAAUCUGCGACUUCAGUAUCACA
Molecule: messenger RNA, 1543 nt
Organism: Cicer arietinum (chickpea)
Lineage: Eukaryota; Viridiplantae; Streptophyta; Magnoliopsida; Fabales; Fabaceae
Product: probable diphthine methyl ester synthase
Biological process (GO): protein histidyl modification to diphthamide
Molecular function (GO): diphthine synthase activity
Source: RefSeq, a predicted model, not a curated record